This is a messenger RNA of Cyprinus carpio (common carp), 1127 nucleotides long. RefSeq lists its product as uncharacterized. Gene Ontology annotation, biological process: regulation of DNA-templated transcription. Gene Ontology annotation, molecular function: DNA-binding transcription factor activity, RNA polymerase II-specific; RNA polymerase II cis-regulatory region sequence-specific DNA binding. Lineage: Eukaryota; Metazoa; Chordata; Actinopteri; Cypriniformes; Cyprinidae. The record is from RefSeq and is a predicted model, not a curated record.
GUGUAAAACAACACUAAACGUUGAGUUUUCUCCACGCUUUUUACUCCAAAAUCAUACAAUCACACAUGAGAGCGUUUUCCUGUAGUGAUGUGAAAUGAAUGCCGGCUGUUAUUGACUAUAAUUGCAGCGCAUAGUUCUGAGGACAAGCCCGAGGUUUGCGGAAGAUGGAGUUUGUUAAAGUGGAGCUGGUGGAUGUGACGGAUCUGGAGCCGCUCCGAAUCAAAGAAGAGCGCGAGCCGCGGACAGACGGGUUUUCAUCAGACUCGAUAGAAGAGGAAAGUCCAGGUCAGAAUGACGAGGAGGAGGAUCCUCACAGUUUCACAGCCGGAGAGAUUCCACAAACAGAAAAGGAUUCGAUACAAAGUACAGGAGCCAAGAAGUCCUUCCCGUGCCCUCACUGCGGAAAGAGCUACAAGCGUAAAGGAGACCUGAAGGAUCACAUGGGGAUUCACAGCGAGAGACCGUACACCUGUCUGCAGUGCGGCAAGAGCUACACGCAGAAGAUCAACCUCCAGAAUCACCUGCUGAUCCACAACGGAGAGAAGCCCUUCACCUGCCAGCAGUGCGACAAGAGCUUCACGCGCAAGGGAGACCUGAAGAAACACAUCAUCGUGCACUUCGGAGAGCGGCCCUUCACCUGCCAGCAGUGCGGGAAUAACUUCAGACACCAGGGGAACCUCACCAGUCACAUGAAGAUUCACACCGGAGAGAAAUCACAGCGCAAUUACAGCGACAAGAAACUCGCGCAGGUCUGCAAUUACAAAAAGCCGGUGCUGUAUCACGCCGGAGACAUGCCCUUCAGAUGUGAGCCGUGCGGCCAGAGAUUCAUCCUGUCCUCGCACCUGAAGAGACACCAGAAGUGGCACUCGCAUUAGAGAUAUACUUCCUGAAAGAGUGUGUGUGUGUGUGUCGGUGCGGGACAGCAGCACGUGAUCUGUUCUCGAGCUCAGAGACGAAAGCAUCGUUUACACUCGAGACACUCUCAGAUCUAAUAGAUUCAGACUAAUCACAUCCAAAAUAAACAUGUGUGUGCACUGCGUAUAUUUAUUAUGUAUGCAUAAAGACACAUGCAUGUGUGUGUGUAUAUGUAAAUAUGUUUGAAAAUAUUUACAUGUAUAUUCUUCAAC